AUGGUCGCUGACGCAUUAAUCUACCACCCCGCGGUCGCGCACUACAACAAGUUUGUCGCGACGACGAUGGGUCGCGACAAGGCCCUCCGGCUCGUGCAAUACCUCUCGCGCUUCCUCGCAUGGUACACCCUCCGCACCAACAGNCCCCAAGCAACAGUCGUGCAAUGGGCCAAGCUGAAAGCCAACCUCGGUCUCGUCCGCAAGGCCAUGCGCAUCGGCAAGUUUGUCGAGCACUUCCGCGCCGCAGCAAAUGCCUACGACGCAAAGACCCUUGACCCAGUCAUCCGUUUCUGCACCACUGGAAGACAGCUCGGAUACGGAGCUUACAUGCUCACUGAUACCUUGACGUAUCUGGAUGCUUCGGGCGUGAGACCUAGUGCUACGGCCAAGAGGAUGCAGGUUCAGGCUUACAAGGCGUGGAUGACGGGGUUGUGCUUUAGUGUCUUGAGUGGUGUGUACACUAUCUACAAGAGUAGGAACGAGGAGGCUGCGCAGACGGAUAAGGCUGUUGCUGCUGAGAAGACGGUCGAAGUUAAGAAGUUGCAGCGUGCUGCUCAGACACAACUCAUCUCGGACCUUUGCGAUCUCUUCAUCCCCGUUUCUGCUCUCGGAUACAUCAAGGUCGAUGAUGGCGUCGUCGGUCUGGCUGGUUCCGUCAGCUCCCUGAUCGGUCUGAUGGCACAAUGGAACAAGACUGCUUAG
Molecule: messenger RNA, 702 nt
Organism: Aureobasidium vineae
Lineage: Eukaryota; Fungi; Ascomycota; Dothideomycetes; Dothideales; Saccotheciaceae
Source: the annotation of a GenBank genome assembly